Halichondria panicea is the source of this 2676-nucleotide messenger RNA. RefSeq names its product cation channel sperm-associated auxiliary subunit delta-like. Bases 769 to 2535 code for a protein of 588 amino acids. Gene Ontology annotation, biological process: sperm capacitation; flagellated sperm motility. The record is from RefSeq and is a predicted model, not a curated record. Gene Ontology annotation, cellular component: sperm principal piece; CatSper complex. The transcript is spliced from 31 exons. Lineage: Eukaryota; Metazoa; Porifera; Demospongiae; Suberitida; Halichondriidae.
AUUCUCAAAGUAUGGAUAGGGAAUAUUAAUGAGAAUUCUGGCCUCAGUGCUCAGUUCAACUCUUUGGGUGGGAGUCCAUCACUAACUGUCAUCACACCUAGUGUCCUAGUUACUUUCUCGGCACAAGGCUUCAGCAGUUCAUGCAGCUGUUGGACAUUCACUAUUCUGGCUAGUGUUUUGCCUUACGAAUUUGGCCUGGAAAUCUCCGGGAGAGGUGUCAUCAUCUUUGACUGUGGAGUAAGACCAACCAAAGUGCUGAUAUCAAGAGUUAAGCUCUCGAAUAGUGCCAUUGUGCUAAGUACAAAUACCAGUGUUGAGUUAUCUAUAGAAGAAAACCUCAUAUUAUAUCAGGACCCGCAAGUAUCUGGACUGGUUGUACUACUGCAUAGUGGAAAUACCUUUAUCACACAAGAUGACUUCCAGAACAUCCUGAUAUUCCAGAUACCUAGCCUCCCGGGCCCAUUGGAUGGGGUGGCAGUAUCGGACAGUGCUUUGCUCUUAUUGGUCAAUGGUUCCCUGUACACCCUACCCACUAAGCAAGGGUCACUUCAACUAUCUGACACUAAUGUGGACUAUGUAGUGUCUGGUGGAUUGCAUUAUUCUGGGGAGAAUGAGAGAGCGAUUGUAGUGGCUUGGAGUACUGGUGGUUCACGAUUUCUCUUAUCUAUCGAUGGUGGAAUAAUCUUUAGAGAAAUCCUUCUACAGUCAGCAACAGAUCGUGUUCACAGAGUCUUGGUGCAUCCAUACUUCUUUGAGGUGUCUGUUCUUAUGUCCUCCGAAAACUCAACAGAUGCCCGUUUUGAAAGAUAUAACAUCAUCUCUGAAGUGUGGAAUCCAGAAUGGACUAGCUUUGACACUGCAGGAGGAGAGCUAUUUGCUCAGUUCUUUCCGAAUAUGUUUGGAGAGCUAUUGGUCUGGGAGGAUACUGCACUCUCUCGUAGUCCAAACGGAGGUCUGACAGUAAGUGAGCUGCCUGUGUACACCGCUGAGGAAGAAGACCACGACGAGGAAGGAGAAGAUCACGAUGAUGAAGAUGAAGAUGAAGACCACGGUGAUGAGGAUGACCAUGGUGAUGAAGAUGACCAUGGUGAUGAAGAUGACCAUGGUGAUGAAGAUGACCAUGGUGAUGACCACGCUGGUGAAGGGACCCUCACUGAACACCACUUUGAAUCAGACGACACUAUCAAGCAGGUGGCACUCGGUGCCGGAGGGCAGUUUGCUGUUCUUACCCUUAAAAACAGACUAUUCUAUGGUGUUUUCUCAGUUGGCAAUGGAGUUGAGAUUGAAUCUGGUUUGAGCUCUGAUGAUGUAAGUGCUGCUGUGGUGUUUAAUGGUAAUGGUGAACUGAGGAUUGUGUCAAUUAAAAGUGGUGAUCUGAGUGUGCGCAAGGUCCCGACUUACUCUCUCCUUCUCUCUUCUCUCUACCCUCCUCCUGCUUGCCCUUACGUUCAGUGGCAGCACAGUGUGGACCAAGCGGUUUACUAUUUGGACACUAGGGGACAGAUUGAAUUGUGGGCCAGUCUCAGUCCAGGACAGUGGGAGAGCAACCAGAUAUCGGUGUUGGCUUCCAACCCCGCUGCUGUGGGUCUAAGCAUGACCAGCCAACUGACACAGACCGCCUUAGAGGGAUCCAUACAGAGGAACACGACGGUGAGAAUUGUUCCGAGUCAUCCCAGGGAUGAAUUAACCUCAAGGACAGCUCUCAAACUGUCUGCUGCCACACAGGACCUGGCAUGCUCCAACUCAGCAGAAGCUGUCACUCUGAUUUCAGUUCAGUGCCCACCUGGAAGACACAUCCGAGUGAGAAGACCAGCCACUCAAAGUACCAACUGUCCAGCAUACAAUAACUUCUCCUAUACAAUCGAACAAGGCAGAUAUGACCCUGAGCUGAAAGGCAGAACAAAUGUUCAGGGAAGUGUCGACUUGAAAGUGGACUAUGAUGUCGUUAGGUUUGGCUGUCCAAUAAAUCUCCCUUUCUCCAGCACCUUCAAACCUGUCCUGGAAUUGUAUGAUGGUGAUACCUUCAUUGAGGAGGUUACAGGGGAUUUUGUAUUGUGGGAACUGAAAGGGAGAACUGACUUUAGCUACAAUGCCACUGCCGUUAGGGUAAGAUGUUUGUCUGCUCCUUUGAACUGGGUAGACUUGCUGGAGAAUGGCACCCACCCCUCACUGGCCUGGACUCCUCAGACCCAUCGCUCCUGCUUUGAGAGUGGUGGCCCUGCGCUGGUGGUGGAGAGCACUCCCUACCAAAUAUUCAACAGCACUGGAGGGUCCUCGCUCGUGUGGAAUGACUACAAUGGUAUCUACCUACUGGUUGCUCAAGUGGUCGCUCCAGGAUACAGUUAUUGUGAUCUAAGGGUCUACUUUGCUGUUGAGGUGUUUGGAGCAGUGAGCUAUGCGUACAUUGGCUACAUCCUUCUGGCGCUGACCUGUCUUCUAGGACUGUCUCUCCUCCUAUUGGCUUACGCAUGCUAUAAGCACGUGCUCAUGGCUGGGUCAGUGAAUGGGCCCAGGAAAUCGCAAAAGAAGGACUAAUUGAAUUGCUUACUCUUUAGUAAUGAACAUUUAUUGUAUGUAUCAUUUAUGCACAUCAACAUUGUAAUUUACUGUAUUAUAUAUACUAUCGCAAACACCACCACAAAACAGUCAUAAUUAUUAACAUUGCUCCAAGAUUCC